This is a messenger RNA of Talaromyces atroroseus, 2061 nucleotides long. RefSeq lists its product as hypothetical. The record is from RefSeq and is a predicted model, not a curated record. Bases 1 to 2061 code for a protein of 686 amino acids. Gene Ontology annotation, molecular function: metalloendopeptidase activity. Gene Ontology annotation, cellular component: mitochondrial intermembrane space. Gene Ontology annotation, biological process: proteolysis; peptide metabolic process. The transcript is spliced from 2 exons. Lineage: Eukaryota; Fungi; Ascomycota; Eurotiomycetes; Eurotiales; Trichocomaceae.
AUGGCGCCUUCGCCAUCUCAGACAGCUCCGCUUCUCUCCCACACUCCGGCCUCUGUUAGAGACUCGGUGCACCGCCUUCUCGAGCAGUCAAGAAGUCUCCACGACCGUCUGGUUACGAUAGCCGAUAACGAGAUCUCGUGGGAGACUGGUAUCGCCCCGCUCGCCUACAACGAAAACCGGGCAUCUCUCGAGACGAACAUUCUCAAGUUCUACCAAUAUGCCAGUCCCAGCGCGGAGCUCCGCGCCGCUUCUCGGGAGGCCGCCCAGCAGCUUGAAGAAUUCGAGAUCGAAAAAUACAUGCGCGACGACCUCUUUAAAUUAGUCGACACUGUGAAACGGGACCCCUCGUCACAGAACUUGGACAUACAGGCACGCCACUACCUCAAUAGUGAACACCGGAAGUAUGUUGCCAACGGACUGAGUCUUAGGCCUGGCCCCGAGCGCGAUCGAUUCAAGGAAAUCAAGAAGCGGAUGAGUGUCCUGAGCGUCGAAUUUCAGAGUAACCUCGAUGAGGACACGCGCGAGAUAUGGGUCUCGGUGCAGGACUUGGAUGGUGUGCCGGCCGAUGUGAUAAACAGGCUAGAGAGAGACCCGGAACAGGACGGUGUGGUCAAGGUCACACUGCAGUAUGCGGACUAUUUCCCGGUUAUGGAUAAUGCGAGGAACAGCGAGACUAGGAAGCGACUCUUCCUGGCAUUUGAGAAUAAGUGCAAGGGCAAUGUGCCGUUGUUCCGAGAGAUGAUGAUCCUGCGCGAUGAGGCCGCGCGCCUGCUUGGGUAUGCCAACUAUGCGGCUUAUCAGCUGGAGGACAGACUAGUCACUUCCCCGGAAAAGGUCAACUCGUUUCUGGAUGAUUUGCGACGCAGCUUGGCUGAUCGCGGUGCCGAGGAAAUCAAGCGACUAAAAGCAUUGAAAAUAGCUGAUCAGGGAGAGGAACCUGCCGGGAGCGAACAAUACAGCCUCUGGGAUCAUCGUUACUAUAAUCGCCUGUUACUGGAAAGGGAUUACCAGAUAGAUCAGCAGGAAAUUGCCAAGUUCUUUCCCCUCAAUAAGACACUCGAGGGCAUGCUCGAAAUCUUCUCCAAGCUGUUUGGGCUCGUCUUCUACGAAAUAGAUGCCAGCAUUCAGACAAAGGAUUCAAACUGGCAUCCCGAUGUGCGCCUCUUCCACGUUUGGGACGAGGAUAACGACGGUGGUGAGUUUGUAGGAUAUCUUUAUCUUGAUCUCUACGCUCGUGAUGGAAAGCGUGGUCAUCCAUGCAACAUCAACCUUCAACCGGGAUUCGAAUAUGAGAAUGGCGACCGAAGUUACCCAUCGACCGUUCUGUUAUGCAGUUUUGCCAAACCCACUGGAACCAAGCCAUGCCUACUCCACCACUCGGACAUGGUGACACUAUUUCAUGAGCUGGGACACGGUAUCCAUGAUCUAGUCAGCAAAACCCGCUACUCCCGCUUCCAUGGGACAAUGACAGUGCUUGAUUUCUGCGAGACUCCGAGUAAAAUGCUAGAGAACUGGUGCUGGCUUCCGGGCCCGCUGCAGUCACUCAGUCACCACUACGAGACAGGAGAGCCCAUUCCGCAAUCGAUGGUGGACAAUCUCAUGAGAGUCAAGAGAGUGAAUAGUGGGCUUUUCUACCUUCGACAACUUCAUGUCUCUAUCUUUGAUUUGCAUAUCCAUCAGCCGCCGUCGCACACCAGUAUUCUCGAUACAAACAUUACAAGUACCUACAAUUCUUUGUGGCAGAGCAUCACCCAGAUGGCAGGACCGAGAGAUACCCGGGGAGAUGACUGGGGCCACGGCUACGCCACGUUCUUCCACCUACUUAGUGACUACGGAGCAGGAUACUACAGCUACCUUUUGGCCGAGGUCUAUGCAUUAGACAUGUUCUACUCUACCUUCAGGUCAGAUCCGCUAAACCCGGAAAAAGGCCGAAGAUACCGUCGCAUGGUCCUGGAGAAAGGAGGCAGCCAGCCGGAGAUGAAAACAUUGAGCGAUUUCCUGGGCAGAGAAGCCACAACGCAGGCAUUUUACGAAGAGCUUGCAAUAAGAGGACCAGAGUAG